Bombyx mandarina (wild silkworm) is the source of this 2809-nucleotide messenger RNA. RefSeq names its product cyclin A (gene Cyca). The record is from RefSeq and is a predicted model, not a curated record. Lineage: Eukaryota; Metazoa; Arthropoda; Insecta; Lepidoptera; Bombycidae.
AUGGGUCGGUGGUCCCACGGGCUGAAAGAGGGAGAAAAGACUACAGAGCAACUGCUUAAAAAUACUAAGGAAGUAUUUUUGAAAACAUUAAAUAUAAAUAUUCAAGAUUGUGAAAUAAACAAGAUUUAUCGUAUAGGGAAAGAAAUCAAAGGUAACAAACCUAGGCCGACACUCUUAUCCUUUGUUAGUGGAUUGAAAAAAAACGAGAUAUUAAGGAAUAAGAAGAAGUCGAAGGAAAUAACAUUCACAGAAGACUACUCUAAAGAUAUUUUAGAAAAGAGGAAAGCACUAAUACCACAAUUAACAGAAGAAAGAAAUAAAGGCAAAAUCGCUUACCUAAAAUACGAUCAACUCAUAGUAAAGGAAAAAUCAAACACAUAUUAUGAGAAAAGAAAAAGGGAGGUAUCUACUUCUCCGCAAUACUCUCAGCCAAAAAAACAACAAAUUUCAUCUUCAUCGAAGGAGAUAGUGAACGUAUAUGACAUGAUGAGAGCUAGUAAAUAUGAAGAAGUAUAUCCACCAGAAGUCUCAGAAUUUGUGUACAUCACUGACGACACAUACACAAAACGUGAAGUACUGAGAAUGGAGCAUUUAAUUUUAAAGGUGUUAUCAUUUGAUCUCUCAACACCCACCUCACUAGCUUUCCUGUCACAUUACUGUAUUUCUAAUGGUCUCUCAAAGAAGACAUUCCAUUUGGCAUCUUAUAUUGCGGAGCUGUGCUUACUUGAAGCAGACCCAUAUCUUCAAUUCAAACCCUCAGUAAUAGCAGCGUCGGCGCUGGCAACAGCUCGGCAUUGCUUACUAUGCGAGCAGUGCGCCUGUGAUCCUCAGGACGUAUACGAAACUAGAGACGCUCCGGGCAAGGUCAACCCGCAAUGUGCAAUGGUCGCGUGGCCGUCUACGUUGUCCACGUGUUCGGGAUACACUUUACUUGAAUUGGAAACAUGCCUUAAAGAAAUUGCUCGUACACAUUCCCAUGCCUCUGUUCAACCUUAUCAAGCCAUACCAGACAAAUAUAAGAGCAACAAGUUUGAAGGCGUGUCACAAGUAGAGCCGCGGCCCAUGUUCCCGGUGGGCAAGUACCAAGCCCCGGCCGCCGCCCGCCCGCCCCCAGCGGCCGACUCUGCGCGCGCCACCAGCUAGGGUCACUGUACAACCACACGAAAUGACAUUACGGCUCCAGGCUUUGAGACCGCAUAUCCGACAUCCUUGGCCAUGGCUAAAAAUAAUAUAAAGAACCCGUCUUGAGAUAAAAGACGGUGCGAGCUUAAAAAAAUAGUAAAUUCAAUUAACCGCCUCAUUUACUUUCAUAGGCCAGUCAACGGGCAAAGACUUAUAUGCAUUUGUAUAUGAAAAUGUAUUUUCGGACUCCUGCAUUUGUUUUAUGGUUGGAACGGAGUAUGAGACAAGUGUCAAAUUGACAUUUUAAAUAUCGAAUUACGCUGUUGUAUACAUGCUCAAUUCCCGAUUUACUUAAUUCAAAAGACGAAAAAUAUUAACUUUAGUAAGUUUUUAUUAGAUUACAUCAUAAUGUUAAUUGAGAAUUGGAUAUUGCAACUACCCGUAAGUAUACAGAACUAUGGUGAGUUACUCUUUCAUUAUAUAAUUGUCUUUAAUCUCUGUAAGUUUUGUUCUGUUUACACGGAGCCAUUACGUACUGUUGAUCGUAGUCGACUGUUCGAAAUACUUGCCUGAAGUCCAAGCGAGCAACUCAAAUUUAGUAAUGUUUUAAAAAUAUCUAAUUACAAUUGGUUGUUCCUCAUAAUAUCUACAAAGCAAAUUGAAUCUCAAUCAACAAACGUCAAUUGAUUGGUAAUAAUUGGCUCUAUUGGGCGUCCUCUGCAAUAAUUAUCAUAAAUAUAUAUAAAAGGAAUUGCUGGUUGUCGGAUUUGACUAUUUUCAGUCUUAAAACUGUUCGUAUUAAUCCAAAUAAGGAUCUUAGAAAAUAAAUAUGGAAUUAUACAGAACAUCAGGGUAGGGUAGUAUUUCAUAGACUUUGCUUAGAAUAUUUUGUUGAUUAACUUUUUUUUAUCUGAAUAGUUAUGUUCAAAAUCUAAAUAAAUUUAAAUGAAAAAUUUCGAUUUCUUUAUAACAUUAUUUACUUCGUCCAAGCUUUUGAAACAUGUGUUGUAGUUGUCAAUGAUUUGUUUCAGCAGAAAACGUGUUCCAUGACUGCGAUUUGUAUUUUUCGCCUUUAUUGUAGUUUCAAACUGGAUUUGACUCGUGAUUGUACUUUAACUGUAAUUUAAUUUAUAAUUUAAAAAGAAUUAUCGCCUCUUAGGAAAUUUUUUAAACUAAUAAAAUAGGUGACGUCAUUGUAUGUUUCAAAAAUGUAUUUUCAUUCAUACCAGUCUUGCCUCCUCUUCGCGCUUUUGAAUUGAAAAUCUGUUUAGGUCAAGUCUAGGUAACUAAAGGUGUAUUAAGUUCAGAUUUAAAGUCUAGGGCAUAUACCGUAUUAUCUGUCAAUCAGUAUUCGACUAGAACAAUAAAAUGUAUUCACAGAUUUGACCGAAGAUGGUCAAGUGAAUCGCACUGGCGUUAAGACGAUUCCGAUAGUUUCUUGCGUCUGGUAAUUAUUACCUGUGUGCGUGGAUUAUUGCGCGAAGACAAUUUCGUAAAAACAUGACACGCAUACGAACUGGUGUAGGUUCUUCAGAAAGCUGAUAUUGAUCCACCGGUGACGUCAUUGCUGAUAGUAUCAGGAUACUAUUGACAGGAUACUAUCAGCAUGAUAUCUAAUCAGGAUAAAGUUGAAGUCAAAAGUUCUUUUUUUAUUGCAUAGAUGGGUGGACGAGCUCACAGUCCACCU